GAUUCAAGGCCCUAUAUACUAUUUGAUUUCAUGAUUGGCAUUUCAAUUUGAUUGGGGGUAGUCACUGGUCGGACCAGUUCAGUUCAAGUUUGGGAAUUAAGUUCGAGAGAGAAAAUUGACUUUUUUUAAUGGGUAAUAUUAUAUUUAUUUGCUAGCACCAAGGUUCAUAAAAGUGAUCUGCAAAUGCCUGUACCUAGUAGCAGGUAAUCUCCCAGUAAGUAAGGUGCCUCCCUGGUGCCAUUUUAGACCGGCUCAAGUGUUGCCGUUCUGGAGAGGCGGGAGAGGUGCCGUCGGGGCUCUUAACAGCGCACGCAUCACUGUGUUACUCAAGAAUAAAUAAUAGAAGUUAAAAAGUAACUACCUACCUACAUAGCCUUAUGAUUGACGGGUUAUAUAACUUUUGAAGUCUUAGUAAAAGUGCCACAAUUUGUGUUGCGAGCUCCAGGUACAUGCCCUCAGGCCACCUGCCCCAAACAGCCAUCCUAGAGUGCGCCUGGUGCCUGGUGGCUGGCAGACUGAGUGAGUACUGACUGUAGAUUGUGCCCAUUUGUGUUGGAGCAGAGCUUCUCUCCAAAUUCUGACCUGCCCAUAUGCAUCCCACAUUCCCACUUUGCCAGGAUGGACAGCCAGGUGCAGCGGGAGGGCCGUCUGAUCGACAUUGUGGAUGAGGCGUGGCGGCGCGACACGCUGCCUGAGGAGGAGAUCGCUGUGCCAUUGUAUGAGCUGCCUGACCCGGAGCCCGACAACAGCAACAACACGGAGAGUCUGCGCCAGCAGGAGCACACGUGGAACGAGCUGGCGCUGCAGCGGCUGGCUGAGCCGCGCCAGCCGGCUGACGGCGACGUCACCAUCGGGGGACGGCUGUGAGCGGGCCGGAGCCACCGCUGGAGCAGCACUGACGGUUCCACGAUGGCCGAGCUGCCCACGCUGGGGGAGCAGUGUGGACUGGCCUCGUGCCGGCAGCUGGACUUCCUGCCCAUCGCCUGCCAGCACUGCGCGCGCUCCUUCUGCCGAGACCACGCCUCCGCGGACGCCCACGGCUGCGACAAGCGGCCUGAGCCGGCCCAGGCCGACCUAUCGUCGAGCACGCGCAUCUAUGCGUGCCACGUCUCGGGCUGCGGGGCGGCUGAGCUGACGCCGGUGGUGUGUCCGGACUGCGGCCGGGGCUGCUGCCUGGCGCACCGCCACCCGGCCGGCCACGGCUGCGCCGCCUGGCAGGCGCAGCAGGCGGACGCCGCCCGCCGGCUGCCGGAGUUCCAGCGCGCCGCCGCGCUGCAGGCGGAGCGCCUGUCGGCCGCGCCGGUGGUGGUCAGCUCCGGCCGGUCGGAGCGCGCGCGGAAAACGGCGCGCCAGGUGCAGCUGAUGCGUCUGAAGCAGCGCGCGGCGGGCGCCGGCUCGGUGCCGCUGGCCGACCGGCGCUACCUGCUGCUGGUGGCGCCCGGCGGCCGCGGCGCGCCCCGGCCCGUGUUCGUCAGUCGCCGCUGGACGCUGGGACGCGCCGUGGACGCGCUGACCGACCUGUGCGGCGCCUCCAACAAUAACGACAGGACCGGCGGCCGGCGGCUGCUGCUGUACCGCUAUACGGACGGCGGCCGGGUCGGGGACGCUAUGGACACGGUGAUUGAGGAGCUGCCGGACGGACAGAUGGACAACGCCGAGACCGUGGUCCUCGAGUACGGUGACCCGGCCGACACGCACCGCAGCGAUGUGACAAAGUAUGAGCUCAAGUGACGCGUCCGCCCGCUGUCGUGUGCCGGGGGCUGACAAAGUGUCGCGUGAUCUAUCCUCUGGUAUGUGCUUGGGGCGGGUAUCUGGUCACAUGAUCGUGGUACGGCAACUACGUUCUGACGGACAUAAUUAGGAACAGGUUGACUAUUCCUCUGCGCGCGUUUACAUUGUAUUGUUGCCGGAAUGUUGAAGUUUCACUCGUAUUCACUGCAUGCUUCGUGUCCACAUUGAUUCAAUAAACCCAUUGUGCUAA
Molecule: messenger RNA, 1981 nt
Organism: Amphibalanus amphitrite
Lineage: Eukaryota; Metazoa; Arthropoda; Thecostraca; Balanomorpha; Balanidae
Product: AN1-type zinc finger protein 1-like
Exons: 4
Coding region: 910-1731 (273 amino acids)
Cellular component (GO): cytoplasm
Molecular function (GO): zinc ion binding
Source: RefSeq, a predicted model, not a curated record